This is a messenger RNA of Castor canadensis (American beaver), 664 nucleotides long. RefSeq names its product NADH:ubiquinone oxidoreductase complex assembly factor 4 (gene Ndufaf4). The record is from RefSeq and is a predicted model, not a curated record. Gene Ontology annotation, biological process: mitochondrial respiratory chain complex I assembly. Gene Ontology annotation, cellular component: mitochondrion. Lineage: Eukaryota; Metazoa; Chordata; Mammalia; Rodentia; Castoridae.
UGUCGUGAACCUAAGGGCAUCAUGUUGUAAAGCUAUGGGGGCUUCGGUGACUCGCGCGGUCAGGAAUUUCAACCUGGAGAACCGAGCAGAGCGGGAGAUCAGCAAGUUGAAGCCGUCCACGGCUCCCAGGCACCCUUCCACCAAAAGCCUCCUGCUAGAGCACUUGAGCCACCGUCCAGAAAUUAAGGGCGAGAUUGCUAGAAAAGAUAACAAACUGCUGUCAUUACUAAAAGACGUGUAUGUCGACUCCAAAGAUCCCGAGUCUUCCCUGCGGGUAAAAGAUGCUAAAACCCAACAAGCACCAAAGGAAUUCAGAUUGCAUAAAGGCCCUCACUUUAAUUUGGAUAUUACAAACAUUCCCAAAGGCAAAAUUUCCAUUGUAGAGGCAUUGACACUUCUGAAUAAUCAUAAACUUUCUCCAGAAACAUGGACUGCUGAGAAAAUAGCACAAGAAUACCUUUUGGAACUGAAAGAUGUAAAUUCCCUUCUCAAAUAUUUUGUUACUUUAGAAGUCAAAGUCUUCCCUCCUGAAGGCAAGAAAGCAAUACAAUCAAAAUGAAGAAAAUCACAAAGUUACUUUUCCUCUGUGUAUUUCCCAUCUCCAUGUCCUGUUUAUGUCCUUAUUUUUAGAAUAUUAAAUUCUAUCGAUUAUAUUGUGUUUGAU